AUGCUGGAGCGCACGGCGGGAUGCUUCGAAACAGGCAGCUUGCGGCGUCUGCUGCCAUCGUCCGGUCAAACAGUCAAAGGUCGCCGCGCACUUCAUUCUGCAUUCUUCAAUCAUGCAGCAGGUGACAAUGAGCUUUCUACCAUAUGGUCAGCUCUAGUCCAAGGACAAAACUCACAGCGAGAAAGUGCUCCGGAGGUACUCAAUAACGCGGGUGGCGAUGGAGGGAUUUUCCUUGAUUUCCUAUACCCGACUCACACUAUAAAUUCUAUUCGAAAAUGCUCACUCUGGGCUCUCGGGAAGCAAAGUGGGCAGUGGGGAAAGUCAAGGUGCUCAAGAUUAGGUCAACGAGCAUACACCUCUUCUGCCACAACCGCUUCUCCUACGAAUAACCUCGGCCAUGAUGUAGCGGAAAAUAAUGACGAUCCGGAACCAGACACCGUCGCUGAAGGGCACAUAUAUCAGAAGUUGGGCUUGCAGAGCAACAAGGAUUAUGAUGAAGCCUGGCGGCAGUAUUCGAGACUGGAUAAAGGAGAGAAGAGGGGACUUCGGUGCGAGCUCAUUGAAUACUUGUCCACUUCGACAAGAAUCAUUGAUGCUGAGCGGAUCGUCGAUGCGUUUAGUCGGGGGGCCCAAGGGAACACUGCCGCUAUUUACAAAUACACAAUCAGGGCACACCUGUCUUUGCGCAAUGCCGAUGAAGCCAUUCGAUUGAGCAUCAAAGCUUGUAAUGUGAUCGGAAGCCCUGUCGAUUUCGACAAUACUUUCUGCUCCCUAGCAAAAUCCAAAUCUUGGAGUAGAGCCUGCUCGUUAUGGAACGCUUUUACACUGCGUAAACAUGGUAUGGAGUUCAGCUACAACCUUUUCCGGGAUUUUGAAAGGCUUUGGAAUUUUGAUUCACUUGUUUGCGAUUUAAUCGGCUACGCCGACCAGCGAGCUAGGGCCACGGACCAGCAAGUGGAGGGCACAAAACGACAAGUCGAGGAUAUAGAGCACCCGGUUGAGAACUGUUCCCCUGGCCACGAGAUUACACAUGGAAUGUUGGUCGAGUUUUCUACCGCCAUGGCUUUGCACAUGAUUGGUGUGCAGAAUUGUUAUAGGUCUGGUCAGUUCAAGGUGAGACCUCACUUCAGUACAGCUCUUACACACCUCCGAAAAUAUAGUCUCAUAGAGCUAGCGUCAAAUCGUGCUCGCCUUGAAGCACAGAUAGACUUAAUGAUGGACCUUGGCGCCACAAACCACAUUAUCGAUGUCUACAGAGCCUUGCGAGACAGCGAAAACUUCGUCUUUUCUGCGGGUUCACUGGACAAGAUACUCAGGUACUAUUGUGCCAAGCAUAAUACACUUGGAAUCCAAACCAUUUUGGACGACGUCAUUCAAAACUACGGCAGGCCGACUCGAAUUGCAUACCGAAUGGUGUUGAGAGAAUUCGCUAAUCGCAGGGACGUAACUACAGUCCAAACGCUGUUCGAUCGUUACAUGGAAGAUUAUUUUCCUGACGGCGCAGUUACUGAUCCCGACACUUUUGCUCCCAUACUUCAAGUCUAUUCUAAACGUGGGGAGGUGUCAGAAGUCAUGAAGAACUUCAACCUGAUUUCCGACAAAUAUGGUCUAAAGCCAAGUAUCCUUUGUUGGAAUAUUGUCAUAGCUGCACAUGGCCGAGCAUUAGAUGCCGACGGGGUGUAUGAAUGUUUUGAUGCAAUAGUGAAAGCUGACGGAAUAAAGCCAGAUGAUUACACGUUUGGGUCAGUCAUGGGAGCAGCAGCAAUCAGAGGCGAUCUACCAGCUAUGCAGUCUAUUUACCGCAUGGCGCAAGAUUCCGGCGUCUCCACAACCGCCCAGAUGGUAGACUGUCUUGUCAAGGCUCAUAUUGACGAUGACGAUCUCGAGGCGGCUGAAUCUAUCUGUAUUGAAGCAGUCCAGACACCGAUGAAAGGAUCUCGGACCCGGAUGUGGAAUUACCUCAUUGUUGCCCAUGCUCUCCGCCGAGAUCUGGACAACGCGAAUAGAGUGUUGCGGUUAAUGCCUCAUUAUGGAGUCCCUCACAACGAAAUCACAUAUGCCGCAAUCAUGCAGGCGCUAGCUAUGGUCAAGCUGCCAGAUGCAGCGAACAAAGUCAUGAACGAGGCGCUUCCACGAGCAGGGUUUAAGCCGAGUGCUCUCCAUUAUGCGAUCUUAAUGGGAGCGUACCUGUAUACAAAUCAAAUACCUAGAAUUUUCCGUAUUCACAGGUAUCUCCUGAGAAGACACCUUCCUUCAACAGCUAGCACCAAUGCGAUGCUCAUGCGAGCGCAAAUGAAUCGUGAUGAGUUCUUGUUCGCUCAAGGUACGACUGAACAUAAGUAUGAGCGCGCUUUGGAGAUGUUUCUAAGCAUGGUCUGGGAUAAGCAGGAUCAUUCUGAUAUAGAAAAGGGCAUGUUGCAAAUGCCGCUAGAUCACAAGUACGCCACAUCGAUCAGCAGCUUUGUGAUAACGAUGAUUUCAAGGGUUGAUGAGCCCGAAACUGCACUUCGAUUAUUUCGUCGAUUCUUGGAUACGUCCCCAGAUUCGCUAAAGGACAAUGUCCCAAGUCAAAUGAUUUCGGCCUUGCUAUAUACGAGGUAUCGACAACGUGACGCAGCUGGUAUCCAAAAAUGUUGGGACAUGAUCAUGAAUCAGUCGAGAAAGCACAUGAAGCCGACAAUUCCCGCGGAACAGACAGAUAAUAUGAUCGAAUCGCCGCCUACAGGACCAGGUAUUCUGAACAAAUACCGGACAUCUUUCGCUGCAGAUCUUAAUUAUUAUCUUGCUUACCUGAGUUGGGAUUCCAGACAGGAUGAAAUGAUUGCUACUGUCAACAGCCUACUCGAGGAAGGGUUUGUUCUAGAUAAUCGCAACUGGAACAAUUACGUCAAGCUGCUUUUGCAGGGGUCGGAUCAACAUAUUAGAAUGGCGUUCGAGCUAUGUGAAGACAAGCUCAUGGGUGGCUUCUUGGGUUGGGCAUUAUACCGUCGCCGCUCACCGGCCAGAAAUAAACUGCCCCUGACAGUGCGAUAUUACAGAAAGGAUCCGCGCCAUCUCCGACCGCUUGCUAGCACGAGCUUCGAGCUGGCGAAUGCAUUUAUUGAUCUCCAGGCGGCUGCCACUGAAUCUCCAUCUUCUCGAUACCUAGUGGAAGCUUUAGAACGGCGGUGUCCCAAGACGGUAGGGCAUAUUUUGACUAUACCAUCCAAUCAUAGUCUCCAGGAAAUGGCGAAUAUGGGCCGUGUAAUAGAGUGA
Glarea lozoyensis ATCC 20868 is the source of this 3255-nucleotide messenger RNA. Its product is annotated as TPR-like protein. Gene Ontology annotation, molecular function: protein binding. Bases 1 to 3255 code for a protein of 1084 amino acids. The transcript has a single exon. The record is from RefSeq and is a predicted model, not a curated record. NCBI's taxonomy places the organism in Eukaryota, Fungi, Ascomycota, Leotiomycetes, Helotiales, Helotiaceae.